This is a messenger RNA of Herpailurus yagouaroundi (jaguarundi), 3203 nucleotides long. It is a transcript of the gene CD55, whose product is annotated as CD55 molecule (Cromer blood group). NCBI's taxonomy places the organism in Eukaryota, Metazoa, Chordata, Mammalia, Carnivora, Felidae. The coding region runs from base 72 to 2261 and encodes 729 amino acids. The record is from RefSeq and is a predicted model, not a curated record. The transcript is spliced from 9 exons.
GGCGCUGCUGCUAGUUACGGCUCCUUGCUGGAGCCGCUUGGACUCGCUCAGGGUCCCCGUCCCCGCGCGCCAUGGGUCCCGCGCGGCGGAGCGUCCUCGCAGCGCUGCGUUUCCUUGGCGGGCUGAGCGUGCCGCUGCUGCUGCUGUGUCCACCCGCCGCGCAGGGUGACUGCAGCUUGCCCCCAGAGGUACCUAAUGCCCACCCAACUCUGAGUGAUCGUGAUCUUAAGAGUUUUCCUGAAGGAACCACAGUAACAUACAAAUGUAAUGAAGGCUUUGUAAAAGUCCCUGGCAAGCCAGACUCCGUGAUCUGUCUCAGUAACAAUCAAUGGUCGGAGGUGGCAGCAUUUUGUAACCGUAGCUGCGAUGUUCCACCCAGGCUACGUUUUGCAUCGCUCAAGAGGUCUUUUAGCAAACAGAAUUAUUUCCCCGAGGGUUUCGUCGUGGAAUACGAUUGCCGUCCGGGCUACAGAAGGAACCAAACUCUCUCAGACAAACUAACUUGCCUUCAGAAUUUUACGUGGUCCAUACCAGAUGAAUUUUGUAAAAAAAAAUCCUGUCCUACUCCUGGAGAUAUAACACAUGGUCAUGUCAGUAUAACGACUGACAUAUCAUAUGGUGCAUCUAUUUCCUUCUCGUGUGACACAGGGUAUAGGCUAGUAGGUUCAGCUUCUAGUUACUGUUCCCUUGUAGACCAGGCUGUGGAGUGGAGUGACCCAUUGCCAAAAUGCGAAGAAAUUGUUUGUCCAGAACCACAAGAAAUUAGCAACGGAAUCAUUCAAAAUCCACGGAAAACCUAUGUGUAUCAACAGUCUGUAAAAUAUCAGUGUAAUCCAGGCUUUACCCUGAUCGGAGAGAACUCUAUUUAUUGUACUGUCAAAGAUGACCAAGGAGAAUGGAGUGGCCUGCCCCCUGAAUGCAAAGAAAAUUCCCAGAUUUCUAAGGGCAUGCCAACAGUUCAGAAGCCUUCAAUGGCAAGUGUUCCAAGUACGAAAGUCCCAUCAGCUCCUCAGAAAACCACCACAGUGAAUGUUCCAGGUACUAAAGCCCCAUCACCGCCUCAUAAAGCCACCACAGUGAAUGUUCCAGGUACUGAAGCCCCAUCAACUCCUCAUAAACCCACCACAGUGAAUGUUCCAGGUACUGGAGCCCCAUCAACUUCUCAGACACCCACCACCACAAAUGUUCCAGGUACCAGAGUCCCAUCAGCUCCUCAGAAACCCACCACCAUAAAUGCUUCAGCUGCAAAGGCCCCAUCAGUUCCUCAGAAAUUCAACACAGUAAAUGUUUCAGCUACAGAAGUCCUUUUACCUCCUCAGAAAUCCAACACAACAAAUGCCUCAGCUACAAAGUCCCCCUCAACUCCUCAGAAACCUGACACAAUAAAUUCUUCAGCUACAGAAGCCCUACCAACUCCUCAGAAACCCAGCAUAGUAAAUGUUUCAGCUACAAAGGCCCCAUCAACUUCUCAGAAACCCAACACACUAAGUUCUUCAGCUAUGGAAGCCCUACCAACUCCUCAGAAACCCAACAAAAUAAAUUCUUCAACUACAAAGUCCCAACCAACUCCUCAGAAACCUACCACAGCAAAUGAUUCAGCCACAGCCAAAAAAUUCCCUGUAUCAAAUGCUGUAUCUACAGAGACCCCACCGGCAGCCCAGAAGCCCAUCGUGGCAAAUGCGUCUGCUACACAGGCCAUACCAGCAACCCGUAGAUCCACCACAGCAAAAAUUUCAUUUACACAGAGUGUUCCAGCAACACAAAAGUCCACCGCUGUCCAUGCCCCAGUGACUAAGGGUUUCCAUACAACAAAAAGAUUGACCUCUGCUCAUAUUACAGCAAAACAGACUUCAGCUGUUGUUCCCAGGGCAACCACGCACUUUCGUUCAACAAGCUCGCAUAAAGGAAGAGGAACUCCUUCUUCAGAUGCUAACAUCGCUGCAAUUGGUAAGUUUGGUUCUUCGGCAGUUAAAAGAAAUUGUCGUCACUGUGGGAUGUACAAUCCAUAUUCCUGGAAGAGAAUCUUGUCUUUUAAGUGUCUUAGGAAUACUAUUAAAAUGCAGUGUUUAAGGGUAUCGAAGAGAAAACAGGUAAAUGCAUUUUAUCGACGUAUUUGGUGGACACCAUUAGGUACUCGGUAUGUUCCUAAGUAUUCCCAACCGUGUUCUUGUUCCAAGGUAGUUUUAGGGCAACUUCAAAUCAUGUGGCCAGUCAAUCAGGUAUUAUUGAAUGCUUAUUGUCUCAAUGCAUCGUCAAGCUAGGGGCCAAAGAACAACAAAGAAGAGGCAGGUACCAAUACAGUUUUUAAGGCUCUAGUAUUCUACAAGUAAUCAUAAACUACUCCUUGACUGUUUCUAGACUUCUGUCCCAUUCCAGAGACAGCAGAGUACCUUUGGUUAUAUCCUCUUCCAUUUCCCUGCCCUGUCAGUGAUGUAAAGCAAAGUUAGCUUUAAAAAAUAUCCCGUUGGUGUAGACCUAAGGACCUACUGUGUCGCCAUUUAUUCUAGUUUUUGUCCCAGUUCUUUUAUGUUGUUCUUAAAUGUAUUAUCUGAUGUUAUACCUUUUAACAAGAAGAUUAAUAACUCCUAACGAAGAUGGUAAAAGAAAUGUUUGUUCAAAAGCAAUACAGCUAAGUUGGCAUAUUAAUCAUACCCACUAGAAGAUACACUCUUACAAAGAAAGUAUUUCAAAAUUAUGUCCUUAUAAGCCAAAGUCUCCUAUCUAUAUAUGCAUUAGUGAGACAAGGGGCUAAAGCUGAAUGCAGGUAUUUAUUAUUAUUAUUUAUAGUUCUUUUAUAUUUUGAAUGAACCUCUCCUUAGCUAAAGUAUUUAUCUUGAGAGAUUUGAACAGUUGGAAUUCACUUUGUCUGUUUGAUAUUUCAAAUAGAAAUAAAUGUAUUCUAAAUGAAAAUCUCACGAUUUCAUGAUUUAAUGUUAAGAACGGUGAGUCUAACGGGUGGGCUUUUUCUCAGCUGCCCAGUAGCAUCGGAUGUAGGUCUGAAGUGCUUAUUUUCUCUGACAUUCUUGAACUGUGGACUGUGCGAUCUUCCAGAGACUUUCUCUCGGGGGUAGUUGUAAUCCCAACUUGUGCUCAAAAAUAAAGAGGAGCUCUUCCCUUCUUAAAGAAGAUCUGCAGCGCUCGUUCUCUUAGGGAUCCUAGCUUUGUAAAAUAUAAACCUAAUCGUUAUCCUUAUUUCUUCAAAG